ACGAGUGUAGAGAGUAAGAGAUUAGAUCAAGAGUCUAAGAGAAACGCCAUGGAGGCUAAGAAUAAUCAGAACUGUCUAAUCUUUAUUAUGGAUGAGGUUACAAUAUAUAUAGGAGAGACAUUAGGGCUUUCAAGUAAGGGAAAUGGCACUAGUCUAAGCAUGUGUAGUCAAGGUCAGAAAGUAACACACGCGUUUGGCUUUACAGCCUGUCCAAGAGCUGGAUAGAUAAGGCGCGCUCCAACCUUAUCCAUAAACGGUCUGAUCCGUUCCAAACCUUCCGUGUCUGAUGGUGGCUUUGCCUUCCAUCCUCCUUCUCCUUUACGUUCUCUUAUCUGUACGGUCAUGCCCUAUCCGUACAUGCCAUGCCCUAACUUUGCACAACCUUUAAAUAGACUUUAAAGGUGAUUCAAGUCAUCAUGGUCGAGGUGAUCCGUACUGGCCGUACACUGGCCGUACCGUCCGUACACACGCCGUCCAUUCCCUCUCCCAUUACUCUCCUAACUCCUCCUCUCUUAUCAUAAUGGCUUCCUCAUCUCAAUAUCAAUGACCAUAGUUUUAUCUUCACUUGGUUUAUUAUAUAUAAUCAGGAAAUUUGUGUCGAUUAGAUUUUAACCUCCAUAAGAUAUGUAUAAACCAUAAAAAAUACAGUAUGAAAUAAAUUCAAUUUGGGAUAUAUUCAAUUUGGGAUAUAUUAAUUAUGGGUGAGCAUGGAUUGAAUAUCCAGAUUUGUAGAAGUAUUUGUGAUUCAAUCGUUUUGUCCGAGUUUUCAAAUUUUUUAUUUGAUUCAAUCCCUAAUCAUCGGGGUAUUCGAUGUCUACAUCCGGAAAAUUAUAUAUAUUUUAAAUGGAUAUUCGAUUUGAUCCAUUCAAAUAACAUAAAAAUGAAAAAUAAAUAUAAAAUAGUAAUGUUAUAUUUUUUUAAAAAAAAUUGAAAACUCUGAUAACAUAAUAACAAUAAUAAAUUUAAUAACUUUUUUUUCAAAACUUGCAUGUAAAUAUAAUAAUUAUAUAAUUUAUCUAUAUAAUUCUUUAAAUACAUAUAUCUAUAUAUAUAUAUAUUUAUUUAUUUAUUUAUAUAGCAGAUCGGAGCGGUAUCCUGUAUUUAAAAUAUAAGUAUCUUUUAAUGUUUCAAUUUUUAUGUAUAUUGCAUAUUACUAUUUGGUUUGCUCUUUAGAGUUACAAAUAUCCGGAUAUUUUAGAUGAAGAAUGAAUCGAAUCAAAUUCUACGGAUAUAUUAAUGUCCACUCAUAAUAAUGUUUUGCACCUUAGGUGACCGCUUGAGCGACCUCUAUUGAUCUAUAUAAUCAAUUUUUAUAGUAAAUUACCAUGCAUCUGCUUUUAGCACACAAAAAGGGAAAGUUAAUCAUCUACAUUCAAAGAUUGCAAGAGAAGGAGUGAGAUGAUCUAUAGACUAUGCAAUGUGUUGGUAGAAUUACGUAGACUGAUCCAAAUUAGGGAAAUCCAAAGGACAUACACAUGCAUAUAUAUAAUAUGGGGUGUAUGUGUGUGGGUUUGUAUAUGAGCGAGAGAGGGGGUUAUUAAGAAAGGAACAUGUGAAAGCAUUAACAGAAGGUGGGGUUUUGUAUUGAUGUCUUGUUCUUGGAAUGGAGCCACAUGGUAGGAGGGACUCUCAAAGCGCCUCUUUUAGGGGUAGUUGUGAUGCAGCCAAAUAAGAGCCCUUGCAUGUGACUCCAUGUGUUUUUUCAUCCCUCACCCAUAUUAUUCCCUUCUUCGUCGACUUCUCUCUUUACAAAUUAUAAUAUAUAUACUUUUACAUAAUUACCUACAUGUAAUAUUAUUAUUUAUUGUGAUAUUCUUUAUUUUUUUUUUUUUGGUUGCAUGUCAGUUAAUAUUGUUGAUUCAGAAAAAAGAUUACUACUAAGUAUAUAUUACCAUUAACUAGUACUUUCAAAUCCUCGUAAGAGAUUGUGUUUUGUACCUGAAAGUAAACUAAUAGUACUCAAAAACAUAUUACCUCAUUUAUGUAUACAGUGAAAAUUAACUUCACAAUAAGUUCCACAAAAUGACAUAUAUCAUCAGCCAUUGUUACAUGCAAACAAAUGUAGGACCUACUACUCCUUUUUCUCUGUCUCUCUCAUAUUCUAAGUUUGCUAUAUAUGUAAGCUUCUCCCUUGUAGACUUUCCUUUGUAGCAAGAAUAAUUUCUCAUAUGGAGAGGCAAAUCAUAAACAAGAAGAAACGAGUGUUUUCUGUUGAACCAAACAAGAUACCCCCUAGUGAAGUUUUCACGAGGAAAUACACACGCCUCUUAGUUCCUGCACUCAAGAAGCUCAACAUGAACAAGAACUCUUCACAAGCCAACCAACUAACCGUGAAGCAUGAAGUAGACAUGGCUUUGGCUUUGUCUGCCCAAGAAUUUGCAUGGAGCCGUUUCUUGCUACAGAAGCUAUCGUCAUCGAACAAUCCAACCACUACUACCAGUUCUUCUUCCAAUGGAAUUCGUAUUCAAAAAAGAUCCGGUAAAGAAGGUGGAGACGAAGAUGGAGAGAUAGAGGAGAAAAUGAGGGAACUGCAGAAGCUUUUGCCAGGUGGUGAAGAGAUGAAUGUAGAAGAAAUGUUGGGUGAGAUUGGCAAUUACAUUAAGUGUCUUGAGUUGCAAACGAUUGCUCUUAAGUCGAUUGUUGAAGAUACUACUUGACUUUUAGUUUUAGCUUGUAAUUUUAGUUUGUGUUUGAGUUUGUCCUUUAACUAAACUCAUCUAUCUAUGUUUUAUUUUCUCUCGUUUCUAUAAUUAAGAACGAGAGCAUAUGUAUUAUAGUGGUUUUAUCCUUCUUCUCUUAAUUAAUAUAUGGUUUAGGAAAUAGCUAAUAUAUAUCUAGCACACAUAUUUACUGGGCGUUAAUGAAUAAAAAAUCCUUAUGGAUAUUGAUCUAAAAUCUGAAAGUGUUGGUUGUCACUUAUCCAAAAAAAUAUAUAUAUUGUUGGCUGUGAUGUCAAAUAGACUCUUUGUGCCCAUGUAUAAUCCAUUAAUCGUUAUGCUGUCGUUGUUCCUUUAUUUUAGUGCCUUAAAUUUUCUAAUCAUUUUAAGCUGACAAACAUGUGUAUAUGUUUAUUUAUUUAACAUGCAAUGUUUUUCAGUUUUUCUCGUUGAUUCCAAACUUAUAAACUUUCAACUUUGAAGAAGAUAAAAUUACUAUUUAUUUUCAAUCCGUUAAAUAUGUAUUCUCUGUUUUUUAAUAUUACAUAUUUUAGAGAAAAAAAUUGUUUUAAAAAAAUUUAUUUUAUACAUUUUCAAAACAUGUUUUAUUAACUAAUUAUAAAUUUUAAAAAAACUUAAUUGCACUUACUGAAUUUUUAUUUGUUUAAAAUUAUGGAACAAAAAUAAACACAAAAAAUUAUGCAAAUUUAAUGUAUUGUAUUAAAAUAUGUGAAAAAUGUAGAAUAUGUAAUAUUAAGAAACACAAGGGAGUAGCAAGCACACCAUUUCUGAGUAAACAAAAUAAGAUUAAAAUACUAUUUUAGUAUUUUCCAAAAAGUCUUAGAAAAAUGGAAAACCAAAAAAAGGUAGAAAAAUUAUCUAAAAUGGAGGAAAGUCAGAUGACAUUAUGUAACUACGCCUGUCAUGAUUUGAAGUCAUCAUCCAUAUCUAUGCACGUGUCUCAAACUCACCACACCCAUCCAAAUCUCUCUUAAGAUUCUAGCCGUACUACUACUACACAACUUGUCUCAUGACAUGUUUUUAGUUGGGAUUUUAAUAAAAGUAUUUUUAAUUGAUUUUGGGCUCAGUGGAAGCAAAACAAACACUUAUAUAGGAUGUCUUCCCAUUUAAAAUUGCCAAUUGUUUGUAGUAAAGCAAAUGAAAAUAGAGAGAUAUGAAUUUGAUUUAAGGAAAAAGAAGAAGAUUAAUAAUACAUAGGCUCAUAGAAUAAGAGCAAAGUAGAGAGUGUUGAUUAAAGUGCCAAACAUAAAAGCAUGCCUUGAUUCUUCUAAAGAAGGUUACAUAUCAGAGAAACAAGAACACUAACAAUAGAAAUUGGGGAAGAGUUAUGGCAAUAAACAAAGAUCUCUCUUCCUAUGCAAACAAUAACCUUAAAGAGGCAGUGAAGAAUAAGAAAAAAAAA
Molecule: messenger RNA, 4080 nt
Organism: Brassica rapa (field mustard)
Lineage: Eukaryota; Viridiplantae; Streptophyta; Magnoliopsida; Brassicales; Brassicaceae
Product: transcription factor bHLH146
Biological process (GO): regulation of DNA-templated transcription
Source: RefSeq, a predicted model, not a curated record